AUGGCUUCAUUCCCACUGAUGUAUUUUCUCAUCAUUCUGGUGUUUCAAACAAUACUUUCUGAAGGAAGGGCACUGAAACGGACUGAGAAAGAACCCGAUAUAUCGGCUGAUCUGAAGGAUGACUUCAAAAUACCUCUCUGCCAAAUUUUAGGAAAUAAAUUAGCUGUUAGUUGGUUUUUACGUGGUUCCGACCAAGACCAAGUAUUGUUUCAAGGAUUCCUAAUUCUUUUUGAACCAUGUUGA
Messenger RNA from Mus pahari (shrew mouse), 243 nucleotides. Its product is annotated as exocrine gland-secreted peptide 1-like. The coding region runs from base 1 to 243 and encodes 80 amino acids. Gene Ontology annotation, molecular function: pheromone activity. The transcript has 2 exons. The record is from RefSeq and is a predicted model, not a curated record. NCBI's taxonomy places the organism in Eukaryota, Metazoa, Chordata, Mammalia, Rodentia, Muridae.